AUGCGUCGCUCGUUGUCGGCAGAUGAUUGGGUGGAAUUGGGACAAAGCGAUUUGAAGCAAAUCGGCGUUUCCUUUUCGAAGCAGUUAACCGCGGAAAUCUCCCACUGCUCGCAGCAGCUGUGGGAGCUGCAUGACACGUUAACCGCGGUAAUCGGGGAGUGCAUCGGGGUAAUGGUGGAAAUGAUGCAUCGGGAGCAUGACCGAAAUCUGCGCGAUUUCUACAGCCGUUUCAUUCUGUUGAAUCGUUUGAGUCUGCUGGAUUUGAGCGGCGAAACGCACGAUGUGUUGAAGGAACACAAAACACUCUUUGAAACUGUCCGAAAUAGUGCCUAUUUUAGCGACACCAUCGCGGAAAACGUGAUUCAUGACGAUAGUUUGGUCGUUUCUUCCCUCGAAGACGGCGUUUUGGCGUCAUGUCCCCUAUUGUUGAUUGACCGUUAUGGAAAAACGGACACUUCGGUUCAAAACUCACCCAAUAGCAACGGCACGCUCUCCCAAUGGACCUGUCCCAAUCGGAGAUGUGCCCAUAUUAAUCUGAGUAAUGUUCGCCGAUGUCCCUAUUGUUUAAUGGACCCAAACCCUCCUUCUCUCCACGCGUCUCCCGCGGAUAUGCAUCGCAUCAUUUCGCUGCUGAACUUGAAAUACCCCGCGCUGAAAGUCGUUGCGCUGCAAUCCUGCGCGAAUUCGAUGGAAAAAUCGCUCGUCGUGUUGGCCUCCAAAGUGGCUCAGGAAAUCAGCGGCCAUCUCCAGGCGCUGAAACUCCAGUCACGGCAGAAUCUGCGCCGAAUCUCCUUUUUGGGACAUUCGGUAGGGGCCCUAAUUCUCCGAUUGGCGUUUCGAAACCCCCUGCUGACCCCCUACACUCAAUUUUUCCACCUGUUUUUGUCACUGAACGCUCCGCAUUGCGGCGUUACAUUUUCGAAACGGUCGAUCGACUGGGGGUCCCGAUUUUUGGCAUUCGUGAAUUCGUCGCAAUUGGUGGACGAAUUGCUGCUGAAAGACGAUAAAAACCCGCGGAACACGCUUCUGUACCGAAUGUCCCAAAAUUCGGAUUUAUCGUCAUUCCAUUAUUUCUACCUAUUUUCGUCCUUCCAAGACACAUUCGUUCCGUUUCAUUCGGAACGAAUCGAAACGAAUCCCGCGAUUUUAUUGUCAGAAGGAGUGGAGGGCGAAGUGUACCAGGAAAUGAUUUCUUCGUUUUGGCGGCAAUUCCGAAGCGAAUUCUGUCAAACGAAAGUGAAAAAGUUCGACGUGUAUUAUGAUAAUUUGAACUUCUCGCUGGAUUCGCUGAUUGGAAAGACGGCGCACACGAAUAUUCUGAAGGACAUGCAGGUGAUUCAGAUGUUGCUGUACAAGACGGAGGAAUGUUUUGUUGAGGAGGAGUGA
Blastocystis hominis is the source of this 1386-nucleotide messenger RNA. RefSeq lists its product as hypothetical. The coding region runs from base 1 to 1386 and encodes 461 amino acids. The record is from RefSeq and is a predicted model, not a curated record. NCBI's taxonomy places the organism in Eukaryota, Bigyra, Opalinata, Blastocystidae. The transcript is spliced from 6 exons.